AGUCGCCAUGGUGAAUUAUUAAACACAUACAGUUCAAAGGCGCCUACAGUAGACUAAGUACUGUAACCAUCAGUUAUAAAACAAAUCUGCAAGCGUCUUCUUUUGCUGAUGCACUCCUGGCGUCUCUGUGACUGGUGGAUACAUGGAGUACACCACAGCAGCUUGACGAUCAUAAACCUCCACACACUCAUAGACACACACUUCAUCUUCUCAUUGGCUGCGAGGUAGCUUUGCAGUAGGUGGAGUGUGCGCCCUGGUGCGUUGUAGUGGUUAGAGCUCUCCAAGGACAGAAUCCCGGUGUACUGUGCUGCUGCUCAACGCGGACAGAUCUGCUGAAGGGAUGGCAAACUCUGACAGAGCCACCAUCGCAAUUGCGUACGUCUACAGGGGAACGUUUAUUCACUCGACUGAGGAAACGGCAGUGGAGAUCUUGGCAGAUGCGGUCCUUGGUGUUGACACAAAGGGAAAGAUUGCUUUCAUGGGGAAAGGCAAAGACCUAGAUGAACUGUCUCAGACCUUUAGAUUCAGUUCAUCCAAAGUCACUCAACUUACACAACAUGAAUUUUUCAUGCCAGGAAUGGUGGACACCCACAUUCAUGCACCUCAGUACAGCUACGCUGGUACAGCCCUGAAUGUGCCCUUACUGCAGUGGCUCAAAACCUAUGCCUUUCCUGUUGAGUCCCAGUUCAGUGACCUGGAGUUUGCCCACAGGAUCUACACUAAAGUGGUGAAACGGACUCUGAGAAAUGGAACAACCACUGCAUGUUACUUUGCUACCAUACAUACAGAUUCCUCUCUCCUGUUGGGCCAGAUUGCAAAUGACUUUGGACAGCGUGCCUUGGUGGGCAAGGUGUGUAUGGACAGGAACAAUUGUGUGAAACAUUAUAAAGAGACCACAGAGGACUCUCAAGAGGAAACCCGUCGGUUCAUUGCAGAGCUCCUGAACAAGAAGUAUCCUCUAGUGAAGCCAGUGGUGACUCCUCGUUUUGCUCUGUCCUGCACAGGAGCUUUACUAGAAGAGCUGGGAGCUAUUGCUAAAAAUAACAACCUGCACAUUCAGAGUCAUAUCAGCGAGAAUACCAAGGAAGUGAGGCUUGUAAAGGAGAUGUUUCCGGAAUCUAAGUCUUAUACAGAUGUCUAUCACAAAUACAACCUGCUCACUGACAAGACAGUGAUGGCUCAUGGCUGCCACCUCAGUGAUGAAGAGCUGGCUCUGUUCAGAAAGACAGGUGCCUCUUUGUCUCACUGUCCCAAUUCUAACAUCUCGUUGUGCAGUGGAAUGUUGAAUGUCCGCAAUGUUCUGAAACAUAAAGUGAAGUUGGGGCUGGGAACAGAUGUGGCAGGGGGCUACUCAGCCUCUGUGCUGGAUGCUGUGAGGAGAGCUCAGGACAUGUCCAAAAUCUUAACCCUCCAGAACCCAGAAUACGAUGUACUUACCUUUGAGGAGGCGUUUCGACUGGCCACACUGGGAGGUAGCCAAGCCCUGUCCUUGGAUGACCAAACAGGGAACUUUGAAGUGGGUAAAGACUUUGAUGCACUGAGGGUUAAUGUAGCUGCUCCUGGGGGACCCAUUGACCUGAUCCAGUAUGAUGGCCCAAAGAUUCAGUUGGAAAAAUUCUUGAAUUUGGGUGAUGAUCGUAACAUAUUGGAGGUGUUUGUGGCUGGAAGGAAGGUGGUACCAUUCACAGAGCCAACGGCAGAGUGAACCUUUUGGUCUUCCCCUUGUUUCACAGCCUAAAAUACAUUUAUAUCUAAAAGAUACAUUAUAUGUAUCACAAGAAUGCUUAGCUGGAAAUGCAAAAUGGCUGCAUGAACUUGAUUACUGCACAAAUGUAGACAAAUAAGUUGGCAAUCAUUACAAUAACUAUUUUACAUUUAAAUUCAGAGGAUAGAAUUGGUGAUGCAUUAUUUAUGAGUUCAGUAAAGGACAUUAAAAACUAGUCAGCUGAGCUGGAGCUCAGUCUGUUUGUUUUAAUUUUUUAAGGUAAUUACUGGAUUUUAAACAGGGAAAGGGGACUUAGUAAUUGCUGACAACAUUGCACUUCCUCUGUUGCAGAUAUUUAGCUGGUUGCUCACUGUUUUUGUGUAAACAGAUUCAUGCUCUUGCUUUUUUUCUUUUUUUAAUCUACAUGAACUUUGUAUUUAACUUACAAAGAUACACAUACUAGUGAUUGGUAGUCUCUGUAGCGUGACAUCUACAACAUACUGCAUUUGUACAUUGAUAUUACAAAUAUAAAUAGUGAUAUAACAAACAUAAAAAAAGGUCAUCGAGCCACUGUACAUAAUCAGGUCAGACACUCCAGCUACACUGAGCAGCAUUACAUCACCAGGACCAAGUCUAAAGUUAAUUAAGACACUAACUUUGGUUGUCAUGAUAAACAAAAAAUAAAAUACAAAUAAUUAGACUUUUUAAACUAAAAUAUGUAUAAUUUUUCUAUUACAAGAUAUCAUUCUGUAGUUAACACAACUUGUUAUGUUACUCUUUUAAGUGUUAUGUCAUGGGAGGCUGAAAUAAAUUAAAAAAAGCCACCAAGGC
This is a messenger RNA of Monopterus albus (swamp eel), 2536 nucleotides long. It is a transcript of the gene gda, whose product is annotated as guanine deaminase. Gene Ontology annotation, cellular component: cytosol. Gene Ontology annotation, molecular function: guanine deaminase activity; zinc ion binding. Bases 341 to 1705 code for a protein of 454 amino acids. The transcript has 14 exons. Gene Ontology annotation, biological process: guanine catabolic process. NCBI's taxonomy places the organism in Eukaryota, Metazoa, Chordata, Actinopteri, Synbranchiformes, Synbranchidae. The record is from RefSeq and is a predicted model, not a curated record.